Molecule: messenger RNA, 1029 nt
Organism: Cyprinodon variegatus (sheepshead minnow)
Lineage: Eukaryota; Metazoa; Chordata; Actinopteri; Cyprinodontiformes; Cyprinodontidae
Product: olfactory receptor-like protein DTMT
Exons: 3
Coding region: 1-1029 (342 amino acids)
Biological process (GO): G protein-coupled receptor signaling pathway
Cellular component (GO): membrane
Molecular function (GO): olfactory receptor activity; G protein-coupled receptor activity
Source: RefSeq, a predicted model, not a curated record
AUGGCAUACUACUAUCCCAUUUCCUUGCAUGGUUUGACUGAUGUUUUCUACUUAAACCAUCCAAUCUUUUCUGUUAUUUUUAAUAUAUUGGACAUGAAUGAGAUCACAAACUCUGUGUUUGUGCUUCAGGGUCUGAACGACUCACUGACGAACCGUCAGAUCUACUUUGCCCUCGCCCUGACGUCGUACCUCUUCACCAUCUUGGUGAAUCUGACCCUCAUCCUCAUCGUGUGUCUGGAUAAAGCCCUGCAUCAGCCAAUGUAUGUCUUUAUGUGCAACCUGUGUGUAUCUGGGGUAUGUGGGGCCUCCAGCUUCUACUUGCAGCUGCUACUCGACCUUCUGGAUGAUGCUCAUAUCAUCUCAUAUGCUGGUUGCUUUGUGCAGAUGUUUUUUAUGUAUGCUUACAUCUUCUGCCAGUUCACCAGUCUGACCGUCAUGGCAUACGACCGCUACCUGGCGAUCUGCCAGCCGCUGCGUUACUGGGCUCUGAUGACUGUCCAGAAGGUGGCUCUGCUGUUGCUGCUUAUCUGGUUUCUGUCACUGCUGGAAACAGCUGUUGGCUGCAUACUGAUUACCAGGCUGCCGCUCUGCAGCCAUAUCAUUGACAGAAUCUUCUGUACCAACUGGGAGGUGGUGAAGCUGUCCUGCUCUGACACCACAGCCAAUAGCCUCUACGGCAUCGUGCUCAUGUUCCUGCACUGUCUGCAGAUUGUCGUCAUCAUAGUGUCAUAUGUCCACCUGAUCCGAAGCGCUGCCCGGUCUCAGACAGACCGCAGGAAGUUUGUUCAGACCUGCAUGCCUCACCUCGUCUCACUGCUCGUCUUCUCUGCCUCAGUGUUGUUUGACACACUAUACUCUCGUUAUGGGAUCAACUCCAUGCCGGCUCUGCAGAACGUGCUGGCUGCAGAGUUCCUCGUUGUACCGCCCAUUGUCAACCCCAUCAUCUACGGCAUGAACCUGCAGCAGAUCAGGACACGGAUCCGCUUCUGGUUCAAAUCAGAAAGCCCUCGCAGAGCAUUCUUUAAAUAA